AUGUCGGACACAGCCUGCCUUGGCCCAGCUUUCACAUUUCCACAUGCCCCCCGAAAUGCUCCGUGGGCAGCGCCAGCCGACCUCGCUCAACAUCCGAACAAGACGGUCAUCAUGCACAGAGUGGAGAAUCUGGGUCCCUUGGCGAAGUUUUGGGAAAUGGACGAGGUAAUGAAGGCGAUGAUCAGUACGAGGGCCCACUGUACAUACAUUUCGGGCUAUUCGGAUAACGGAGGAACAGAGAGACAGAAGGUUUCUCAGGAGAUUGUCCGCGUCAGAUGCAGAACUCGGAAAUUGAACCCGUGGCUCAUGUUGAUUGCCAAGAGUCGUGGCCGAUCGGAUUCUGCGAUGCAGCCCUGUAGCCCUGUAGCCCUGCAGUCCUAG
Penicillium cosmopolitanum is the source of this 381-nucleotide messenger RNA. RefSeq lists its product as uncharacterized. Lineage: Eukaryota; Fungi; Ascomycota; Eurotiomycetes; Eurotiales; Aspergillaceae. Bases 1 to 381 code for a protein of 126 amino acids. The transcript is spliced from 3 exons. The record is from RefSeq and is a predicted model, not a curated record.